Molecule: messenger RNA, 3081 nt
Organism: Symbiodinium necroappetens
Lineage: Eukaryota; Dinophyceae; Suessiales; Symbiodiniaceae
Source: the annotation of a GenBank genome assembly
AUGAAUCAAGGCUUUCUUCCACCAUCACCAUUGUUUUGCAUCUCUUACCACACGCCACUAAAGUUGUCACCAACAAGCGCGCAGGAGCCGUGGGUUCGCCAUGUGCCCUGGGAAGAGCCUGUGGCCUUCGAGCAAAGCUGGUGGUGGGCUUCGGCCGCUGUGGCACCCGCGACGCCGGUGGCAACUUUUGGCCAACUGCUGGCGGCUGCCGUCGCAUUGCGCGUGUCGCACGUGGCCCAACUCGCAGGUGCCAAAGACGCGCCUCACCUGGGCCUCCUUUUCUCCGGGGGGUUGGACUCCACGGUCCUUGCAGCCCUGGCAGCCGAGGCAGUGCCGGGGUGUACGAUCGAGCUGCUCAAUGUAGCCUUCGACGGCUCAGCGCCAGACCGCCUCACGGCCCUCUGCAGCUACGAGGAUCUCGUGCGGCAGUACGGAGCUGAGCGCUUUCGGCUGGUGCUCUGCGACGUCACGCAGCAGGAGGUCUACGAGGAAGAGCUGGCGAUCUGUCGGCUUUUGGGUCCCAAGGCAACGCACCUGGACUUCAACAUCGCUGCAGCCCUUUGGUUUGCUGCCCGAGGCCGAGGGCUCGUUUGCCCCGCCGGCGUUCUCGAGACUGGCUGGUGGCCUUCUGCCAAGGCAACGCAGGCCAUGGAAGCCGUGCAGCUUGAGCCGCUGAAGCCCAUCGAACGAGGAGGCCCGGCGGCACCUGCAGAGAGAUUGCCCUGCGUGCGCUGCGUUCUUCCGGCCAAGCCAGGUUGCCCCCACGGUGCCUGCAAGCUCUGCUGCCGAAAGCUGCGCCAGGCGGCUGGAGAACCAAAUGAUUGGUGCUCGGUGCACAAAGCGAAGUCGUCAGAACCAGGGCCUGACGUGUCCGCCGCCGCCGGGAAAGAGGCUGAGGAGGAGGCCCCGGUGACCACCUGCAUGAGUGCCCGGCGCUGCGCUGGCGAGGAGGCCCUCGUGGUGCAAGCGGCCUGCCGCGUCCUCCUCAUCGGUACUGGUGCCGAUGAACUUCUGGGCGGCUACUCCCGACACCGCACGGCCCGAGUGAAGCGCGGCGCCGAAGGGACCCGAGAUGAGAUGCUGAAGGACUUGCAGCGGCUGUGGACGCGCAACCUGGGCCGGGAUGACCGCAUCAUUGCCGACCACGGCCGGGAAGCCAGACACCCCUUCCUGGACGAGCACCUGCUGCGCUUCGUCGGAAGCCUUCCCAUUGACCUCCUGGCAUAUGGACCCGGAGGCCGUCGUGCUUGUGACAUUGCGAACAUGAUCGCUCCCGCGGUGGCCUCCACCAAAGCCCAAGUUGUGCAACAUGCCAGGUGGCAAUCCUCCGAGAAAGGCCAGUGCUUGGGCUGCCAGGGCUCGUCAAAGGGCAGCUCCUCAGCACUGCUGCUAGCGGCGUUUUGCGGGGGUGUUGGCACCCAGAUGCGGCGCAAAGGUGCACGAAGCGUCGCACUGCAGGCCACAACGAAAGCGGAAGACCCAGUACCGGCGCCGAAGGCACCACCGGCAACGGCCAGUGUGGCACGCGGCUGGCAAGAAAUCUGCGGGUGCCCGGUCUUCGUCCCAUCGGAACCGAGAAGGCACGUGCACUUCAUUGGUGGCGCUUUCGUCGGUGCCUCCCCGAAGCUCUUUUACAAGGACUUUUUGGAGAGUCUUGCGGAAGAAGGCGAGGCAGUUGUAGUUGCAACACCGUACAAACUGACGUUUGACUACGACGCCAUGGCGACGGAUACUUCGAGCAAGUUCGAUCAGGUGGUGGCCCAGUUGGCAGAGGAGGAUCCCACAAUGAAGGAUCUUCCAUCAGCAGCAAUUGGUCACUCGUGCGGGGCGUUGCUGCAUACAUUGCUGGCCGUCGCCCAUGGCCGGCACGAGGCCUGCAUCCUCAUGGCUUUCAACAACAAGCCCGUCUCAGAUGCGAUCCCUGUGCCCCUCCCCCCACCUCCCGAAGACCUCAAGCUCCGGGAGCGCCUCCGCAACGGCGUCGAGGGAGCCCUCGCCGAUGCUCCGGUGGAGGAGGCGCUGGCGGCCGCGGAGCGGGCCAUCCGAGCCGCCGGCGCUGCGGCGCCCUCCGAGGAUUUCUCAUCGCGCACAGCGCCAGUUCUUUCGCAGUGGGGCCCACUGCUUGGGAGCGUGGUGGAGGGCCAGACGGAGUUCACUUUGUCAACAGAGGACAUCUCAGCGCGAGUCUUGUCGGAGUUUCCGUCUACACGCACCUUGGUGGUGCAAUUUGCGAACGACUUCACGGACGAGAGCGAUCGCCUGAUGGACUUGAUCCGCCAAGGCGGCGGUGAAGUCGAGAAGCUGCGCUUCCCAGGUGGCCACACGACUCCGCUCGAUGCGCCCCUGGGAAGUUCCCGGAUACAACGGCUCUCUCAGUCCAUUGCAGCCUUUGUCCUGCAGCGUCCACUGCCAGGCCAAGACGCUGCGCAGGAGGAGCUGAAGGACCGCUUCCUUCGGCUCACCGCCGGCUGCAACCGGGGCUUCUCUGCACUGCAGCCCGGGCAACGGGCGGAGAUCAUGACCUGCGUCGAAGAGCUGGAGGCCUUGAAGCCGAGCUUCCGGAAGCCGGGCCCCGGGGAGCCUUUGGAAGAAGACGUUUUCGUCUCCGCGCUUUCUGGGAAGUGGCGCCUGAUUUGGGCGACGUCGCCGGACGUCCUUCUCCUCACCUCCCUGCCUCUUGCCGACUGCGGAGAGAUCCGGCAGGAUAUCGAGAGGGCGGGCCCAGAUGACCCUGGGGCUACUUUGAGUAUCACCAACUCUGUGGAGCUAUCUCCCAAGGGCAUCGGGGUGCUUGGAGUGGUGCUUCCAGAUCUGGCGAGGGCAGUCACCAUACUCUCCAAGGUGCAGGCCACGGGCAAGCUGCUUCCGGACGACAGCGUUUCUAUCAGCUUUCAGAGCGCCUGCCUUGAACCAGCAGUGCAGUCAGAGGGGAUGCCCUCCUUGCCACUGCCACUGCCAUCGGUUGCCCUGACCUCCGGGGAAGGAGCGAGUAUCCGUCUGCUGUCGACUUUUGUGGACAACGAGCUCCGCAUUGCACGGUCACCACUUGGUGAUGUCUUCAUAUUUUCCAGGACCUUGUAG